Hydra vulgaris (swiftwater hydra) is the source of this 1191-nucleotide messenger RNA. RefSeq lists its product as uncharacterized. The record is from RefSeq and is a predicted model, not a curated record. Lineage: Eukaryota; Metazoa; Cnidaria; Hydrozoa; Anthoathecata; Hydridae.
AUGGUGCUUUAUAUAAAUUUUACUGAACAACAUUGUGGUUGUAAUCGUCAUUUCAAUCUUUACUGUUUUCCAAGUUCUUUAAGAAAUUCUAGAGAAAGAGAAAAGUGGAAAGUUUUAUUAAAAAGGGAAGGAAAAAAUAGGAAAAAAUGGAAUCCAUGUGACAGUGAUAGUGUAUGUUCUAUUCAUUUUGUAGAUGGAAUACCUACCAUUGCAAAUCCACAUCCAACUUUACAUAUGGGAUAUAAUUGUACGUAUAUAAAGACAAGAAGAAGUUUAUAUAAGCGUUUUCCAAAAUCAAACUUUUCAGCUUCGAUAGGUAUUAGCACAGACAAUAAAAUGAACAAUUAUACAACCAAAGAUAGUACCAGUGAGUUAUUCAAUACCAGUGUAAAAUCAGAGUUAUGUAAUACCAGUGAGUUAUAUAAUACUAAUAAUGAUGAUACAAUUUAUUUACCACUACCAAGCUGUGAACAUUCAUAUGCUAGACAUUCAUUGUUAAAUAUGAGCGAAGGAUGGAUCUCUACAAUAGCUUUAUUUAAUGCUAUCUUCUCACUUAUUAUACCUUUUCUUCCAAUUCUAAGAUACUGGCGAGGACCCAAACAUGUUCAGAUCUUUGGCAAGUUAAAGCGCAAAUUUCAUUCACCUAAAUAUAGAAAACUUACACAUGGUGAUGAAUUUUUAUUAACACUUAUGCGACUUUGUCUUGGAAUUCUUAAUGAAGACAUUGCAGAACGAUUUGGAAUUUCUCCUACUACUUCUUCUAACACAUUUACCACAUGGAUGAAACUUUUAAGCAGUGUGUUAGGUAGUGUUCUUAUUGUAUGGCUUCCACAUGAAGUCAUCAGAAAAAAUUUGCCUAUAUUUCUUGUUGGAAUUUCUCCUAAUGGAUUUAUCACUUUUUUAUCUGAUUGUUAUGGUGGAAGAUGUUCUGAUAAUUUUAUAACAAAAGAUAGUGGUUUUUAUGACUUAUUAGAACGUGAUGAUGAAGUCAUGGCAGAUCGUGAAUUUCAAAUCCAAGAAGAACUUUUGUUAAGAUUUUGUACUUUAAUCGUUCCUCCAGGUGCUCGUCUUAAAAGUCAAAUGAUGCAAAAUGCAAAAAAAAACAAAAAAAUAGCUAACUUGAGGAUACAUGUAGAAAGAGUAAUAAAUAGAUUGAAAACCUAUAGAAUUUUAAAGAAUGUUUUUCCUUAA